Messenger RNA from Fimicolochytrium jonesii, 2243 nucleotides. RefSeq lists its product as uncharacterized. NCBI's taxonomy places the organism in Eukaryota, Fungi, Chytridiomycota, Chytridiomycetes, Spizellomycetales, Powellomycetaceae. Bases 279 to 2000 code for a protein of 573 amino acids. The transcript has 5 exons. The record is from RefSeq and is a predicted model, not a curated record.
CAAACGCGUGAGGCAACCGUGUGGUGUUGACGCGUUUCUGCACUUUCCGCUCCAUGCCUUCGGCUGAGGAACCCGACCGGGCUGUUCACAACCACCACCUGCAGAAGGAAGCUGCAUAUGCAAGGAAAGCAGGUUCACUCAAGUCCAACAUCUAGGUAUCGACGAUUCAGAUUGUGUCGCCCCUAUUCAGUCGUACCAGCAGCGCUCACAUACCAACAUACGCCCCACAAACCUACUCCGACGCUCUCAAACCCACCCUCGCCGCAAAACCAGCAGGCAUGAUGACCACCCAACUCGACCCCAGCGAAUCCACCACCCCACCACACGGGUUUGCCUCCGGCUUUAAACCGCAGAGCGCGCCCGUAUCGGCUGCCAACGCCCGCUUGUGCCAUAUUUGUGGGAAUACGUUUGCGAAAGCGUCGUUGCCGGCGCAUCAGAGGAGCUGCUUGCGCAAAAGUGUGCGAACCGGCAACAGGAACUCGCGGACGGGAUCAGUGUAUCCGUCGUUUGCGGGUGGGCCGGAGGGACAGAGCUUCAUGAUGAGUUGUGGCAAAAGCGGUGGUGGUGACUCAGUCGCCCGUCACAGACUAUCAGCCCCCUUCUCAUCCCCCUCCCGCCCCGCCCAGCCGACCGCCGGCCGUUCCUCCACCGCCACGCCAACGAAACAACCCUUCGCCAACAGACCCGAAUGGGCGUCAUCCCCCAACUUCAGCGGCCACCCCGUCCACGACGACGAGGAGCGGUCCUACUACAGCCCCACCCGUCACCACCGUGACGACCCGCAUCCAUCCCACUAUGAUGAACCCUUCGAAGACGAAUCCCCACCUCACGACCGACCCAUCCGCAGGACAGCGGCCGCCGCAGCCGAGUAUGCGCCGAAUAGGUACGGCGCGACCCCCAGCGGGGGGAGCAUGCAUCACAACAGCAACACGCCGGCAAGCGCAAGCCGGUUCGUCCCGAAGAAGACGAUCAUCGCCCAGCACCCUGCUAGCGCGCAUACGAGAGCGGCCAGGAGCAGUGGGGGUGUGCACCCGAAUCAGAAUCAGAAUCACGCAGCGCAUCGCGCACCGCAGGAGGGGAGGUAUAACACCCAUUCAGAUGAAGAGUGGCCUGCCUCUCCGGGACGCAAACCCGUGCACCAAGAGAGAUUCCAUGAUUCUCCCCCACCACCGCCCGCCGUUCAAGAAAAAGCGAUUGGAAUCCCCCACGCAACAGAAGACGACGACCCGAACAACUUCAGCUGGCGUGAUUUCGCUCCUUUGGCGCGUGAGCCUGUCCCCGCCGCGCCUGAUGUGCGUGAACAGUCGAACAAGGGCAGGCAGGAGUGGGAUGAUGGCGCGGGGGAUGUGGAUACGCGGUUACCGUGUUUGAUGUGUGGAAGGAAGUUUUUGGAGCAAGAUCGAUUGGAUAAGCAUAUGGGAGCUUGCGCGAAGGUGAAGAAGCCCAGGAAGACGUAUGAUGCUACGAAGGCGAGGGUUAAGGGGACGGAAUUGGAGCAGUAUGCUAGUAAGACGAGGGCAAACUCGAUCCUUGACGACAGAAAGGGCAAAGCCGCCAGCCACGAAGACACCCUCCUCAAACCCCGCGCCUCCAACUGGCGUCUCAAGCACGACAAAUUCAUCCAAAUGGUGCGCGCCGCCCGCCAGCCUCUCGACCGCACAAACAGCACUACCUCCAACAACCGCUCCUCCUCCUCCCUCGCCCCCGGCACCGCCGCCGCGUCCUCCACCGACGUGGACCCGGACCUGGUCCCUUGCACGCACUGCGGCCGCCGGUUCCAGAAGGACACGGCUGCGAGACAUAUACCGUUCUGCAAGGAGUCGAAGCAGAAGGCGAUGUAUAGGGCUAAUGCAAUGCGGCCGGGGCAGAAUGCUGGUGGUGCAGGGAAUGGGGGAAACUUGCCGUCGAGAGAGGAGAGGAUGAAGAUGAGGACGGCAUAUAAGCCGCCGUUGCCCAAGGCGAAGGGCAGUGUGGUUAAGGCGUCACCGGCAAGAGAGUGAUGAGAAGCUCGGUUCACAGCUGCAUGGCGGACUUUGUCGUUUGCGAUUGUGUGACAUUUGCUCGAUAUUAGACAUUGGAAUCACGCACUAUUCCCAAAAUCUGCGCACUCUUAUGCUGAAAUCCGUUUCCUUUGAAUGCUAUGAUGUACACUACUUGCGCUGUUUGGACGCCUUCUUGAAGUCUCCUCCACUGGCAGGGCGGUUGAAACCACCGCGCUCGUCUUCCAGACCAAUGAUCGGCCC